AGUCAGUGCAGCUUCGUCGCGUCCACCCUUUGUCCGCGAGGACCGCAGCCCUUAGGAGUCAUUGCAAGUCACAGCGACAAAGUUAUUAUAAGGUCUUGUGCAAACUCGGGAGGCCUUUACUGACCUGCCUAUAACACAGCUCAGAAAUAUUCAGUAGAGCUAUUCAGAAGAUGACUGAUUGUGAUCGCUGUUACCGCUACUUCAACUCUUGGUCUGCUUACCACCAGCAUGUCCGGGACUCUUCUAAUCACUGGGAAUGCGAAGAUUGUCAAAUCGACUUUGGGUCUUGGCUGGGGCGCAAAGAACACUACGUUCAGAGCCCCGACCACGACUACUGCCAGUAUUGCGACGUCCAUUUCAACUACGCGUCAGAGUUAGAGGAUCAUUACGAAGACGAGCAUGCUUACUGUAGAUCUUGUCGCAAGGUCUUCAAGAACGACUUCGGCUUGCACGAGCAUAAUCGGCAGAAGCACGCCGACGUGUAUUGCAUUGCGUGCAAAAGGCUCUUCCAGGCUCCGAGCAACCUUCACUCUCACUUGAAUUCUAGCGUACACCGCCCUAAAGAUACUAUAUGCCCCUUCAACGGAUGCGGCAUGGCGUUCAUCAAUAAAUCCGCCCUCAUUCUCCAUCUUGAAUCUGGCUCGUGUCAAUCAGGCGUAAACCGACGCAUGGUUGACAACUGGGUCCGCACCAACGAUCGCUCUAACAUGAUUACCAACCCAGCUCGGCUCAUCACUGCUGGUGAACGUGCCAACGUGUCACUUAUCGCGACACAGCGGUCGUGGAACGGGCGGGCCUUUGAAUGUGUUCUUUGUCACACCCAGUUCAAGGCAUUGACAGACUUGAACCGUCACUUGGCAAGCCCUCGUCAUCAGGAGAAAGUGUAUCGGUGCCCUCUCAAUACCUGCCAGACCCACUUCGCCUCCCUUAGCGGGUUGUGCCAGCACAUCGAGAGUCAGCGUUGUGGUGUGACGAAGUUCAGGGCCGUCCGAGACGCCAUGGACAAUCUCUUCUCCGGAGUAACCCGCAUCGCAAUGUAACAUGCCCUCGUGUUGUCUGCGUUCUUUCACAUGCCAUAUCCACAUGGUUUCGUCACAGACAAUCAGUUUCUAUUCGUUUACUAUACAUUUUUCAUUCCAACAUCACCGCCUUACCUAUUCCCAGUCACUAUCUGCGUGCCUUAACAUCCUUUUUGAUAAAUCUAUUAUGAUAGUCUUUGACAACUCUGGCCAAAGCAAGUUUCUUGCUCCCCUCAGUUGUACAUGGUAGUCAUACCUUACAUACGUCCUUAUUCUCCGCGUUUCAAAUGCACCGUACAUGAAUCAUAAUCGAAUGAUAGUGGGUCUCGUAAUUCCGUUUCUGACUUCCAUCCUCACUGUUCAAGCG
Messenger RNA from Suillus clintonianus, 1386 nucleotides. RefSeq lists its product as uncharacterized. Gene Ontology annotation, biological process: regulation of transcription by RNA polymerase II. Gene Ontology annotation, molecular function: RNA polymerase II transcription regulatory region sequence-specific DNA binding; DNA-binding transcription factor activity, RNA polymerase II-specific. Gene Ontology annotation, cellular component: nucleus. The transcript has 3 exons. NCBI's taxonomy places the organism in Eukaryota, Fungi, Basidiomycota, Agaricomycetes, Boletales, Suillaceae. The coding region runs from base 171 to 1040 and encodes 289 amino acids. The record is from RefSeq and is a predicted model, not a curated record.